Molecule: messenger RNA, 1121 nt
Organism: Varanus komodoensis (Komodo dragon)
Lineage: Eukaryota; Metazoa; Chordata; Lepidosauria; Squamata; Varanidae
Product: glioma pathogenesis-related protein 1-like
Exons: 6
Coding region: 94-969 (291 amino acids)
Cellular component (GO): extracellular region
Source: RefSeq, a predicted model, not a curated record
AUUAUAAGUUCCGUCUCGAAUACAGCAAGUCUGUGCAGAAGGCAGACAGAAAAAUAUUUCAGUAUAUAGUAAUCAAACAAAGACUUAGAAACAAUGAAAUUUGGAUGGCUAUGUGGACUUUGGAUAAUGCUGAAUCUCUCUGAUUACUGCUAUACUUACAAUCAGCGCUUCUUACCUGAUAUAUAUGAUAAACAGUUUAUACAGGACUGUGUGGACAAUCACAACGAUUUUCGAUCCAAAGUGAACCCCUCAGCCAGCAACAUGCAUCGCAUGACCUGGGAUCCCGCAUUGGCAAAGACAGCCAAAGCAUGGGCAAAGAAAUGCCACUUCGAUCAUAAUAUUUAUCUCAAAAUUCCUAAAAAGGUUCACCCCACCUUUACUCCUGUUGGAGAAAAUAUCUGGAUUGGCUCCGUCCCUUUGUUCUCUGUAAAAGGUGCCAUUACAAGUUGGUAUGAUGAAGUCAAUCACUACACAUUUCAGAACCGUGCCUGUUCUGCAGUUUGUGGCCAUUAUACUCAGGUUGUUUGGGCAACAAGUUACAAAGUUGGCUGUGCAGUUAUUUACUGCUCGAAAAUUACAGGCUCUCGAAGUGUUUCCAGUGGAGCAUAUUUUCUCUGCAACUACGGGCCAGCUGGGAAUUAUCCAAUGCAUCCUUACAAAACAGGAAACCCAUGCAGUGAAUGUCGGGGUGAAAAGUGUGUAAAUAAUCUAUGUGAGAAUGCAGAGCGUGAUAAACUGAUAAGUUAUACUAAUUGGUUUCCAGAUUGGGAUACAUCAGAGGAUGAACCUAUGCAACCACCAGGGACUAAUCCCAGUCCCAUUCCUCCUGCUUCAUCUCCCAAAAAUCGAUCAGCAUGUGAUUCAUACUGUAUUGCUGUUUUAACUUUGAGAUUACUAUUUAUAUUAUUGACCUUUGGCACUGUGGCUCUGCUAUCCAGGCAGUAUCCUCAUCUGUUCAUAUAUGAAUAAUCUCUUUAACUCUGAUGUAGUAUCUGACAUGUUUUCAAGUUACACUCAGAUUCUAAGCUUUAAGCACUGUACAUUUUAUGUAACCUUCCAGUCUUCAGUGUUGCACAUAAAGUAUUGCCAGUAUGACAUAGCAAUAAAUUUCCAAAACAGAA